AAUUAAUGAUGAAUUUAAUAAAACUGAUAGUGGUUAUGAUAAAGAUUAUUUUUUCACAGCUGCUCAGAAAUAUAUUAUAAUGAUAGGGGAUAACAAGAACAAAAAAUCCAAGAAUGGUAUUUAUCAAGAAAGUUGUUAUGAUAGCUCAACAGAAGUAUUAUUAACUAUUCAGCCUAACCUAGAAUUAGAAGAUUCAAAUAUUUGGAAUGCUAAUAACCUUGAAGUAGAAAACACUGAUUUGAGAAUAAAAAAUAUAGCACUAAAAAAUGAAAAUAUGAACUUAAAGAAAGAGAAUGCAGAUCUUAGAUUACAAAAUGUUGCUCUCAAAAAAGAUAAUGAAGAAUUCAAAUCAAAAAUUGCAGGUCUGAAAAGAGAUAAUACAAAUCUUAAAGUAAAAAAUAAAGAAACUGAUGGAAGAAAUCAUGUCCUAGAAUUACAGAAUACAAUUUUAAAAACCGAAAAUACAGAUUUAAAAGUAAAAGAUGAAGAUCAUACAAAAAAUCAAAACAAAAUAUGCAAUCUACAUGCAAAGAUCGCAAAAUCUGAAAUUAAACUUAGAGAUAUCAAUAAGAAAUACAGUGAACUCCUCAUAGAAUAUUCAAAUCUAGAAGUAAUUUAUGCUAUACUUGUAGAUAAUUAUAAAGCUUUACAAGCUAAGGACAGAAAGAAUGAAGAAGAAAUUAAAAAUUUGAAAAAAGAAUUGAAAGAAAUACAAUAUGAAAAAGAUAAAGUAGAAAAAGACUUGUUAGAAAUAGUCGAAGAAUAG
Scutellospora calospora is the source of this 766-nucleotide messenger RNA. The record is from the annotation of a GenBank genome assembly. NCBI's taxonomy places the organism in Eukaryota, Fungi, Glomeromycota, Glomeromycetes, Diversisporales, Gigasporaceae.